AAUCUGGCAGUUAAUGCGCUAAUGUAAGUAUACAAAUAUAUUCCCCUAAUAAUUCUGUGCCUAUUGCUUCUUAAAUUAGUCUAUCUUGUAUUAAGGUCUUUUGAAUUCUUAAAUUUCAAUAAUCGCCCACAUCGUAGGAGCUAUCCAAAAUGAGGAUUUAAUGCGUUUGGCUCCUAGAAUUUGUGUCUAGCUGUUGCACAUUGACUACCCAUUCCUAGUCGACUGACAAGAACUCGACCAAUACGCUUUUGUUCUAACAGUGAAGACGAAUUUUUUGGCAUAUACUUUAUAAGGCUGGGAGAAUGUAAACAUAAACAAACGUUGGUCAAACUCAGUUUUGCUUAUCUAAUCGAUGCGCUGAACUGAUAAGCAAUCUGGCUAAGAGCAUAAGGUGCGAGCGCUUACUCAUUGCGGUGCAAUCAGUGUGAUUACGCAUUUCGCCAGCGACGGAGAGCAUUGAAGUUAAAUCGCACGCGGAUAGUUAUAUUUAAGAGUUUGAAAUGGGCGUGGAAGUGGGACAUGCUGCCGAUCCGCCAGCACAUAUCCUUGGCUAUGCGAUACGCAGCCGCACGCGAAUCUAUGUGUCCUAUGUGUUGCCCAGUUGCUUGGGCUUAUUACUCUACUUGCUGCAAACCUCCACCGAUUUAGCCUUGAGCUAUCAGCACUUUCGUCAAUUAAAGCCAGCUUAUGGGGCAGGUACUUUGAUAUUGUUAUUACUGCCAGCGCUGUUUAGCUUUUUGCUGAUCAUGAGCUCCAAGCAACAGCGCAGCCAUGAAGGUUGCGCCUUGGCCCUGAUGCAACUGCUCUGCUUUCCGUGCCUGGUGGUGUAUCGUUACAGCAAGCGUUUGUUUUGGGCCAUUGAGGCACUUUUCCAUACCGACAGUGAUAAGGAGCGCAUGCAGUGCUUGGCCAAAGCCACAGAGACAUCCAGCAUUGAGCUCUACCUUUUGCUGCAGGCAUAUGUGCAGGCGGCACCACAAAUUAUUCUACAGAUGUAUUAUAUGCUACAGCAGGAUAUCUUUCGCAGCUAUGAGACAACCGCCUUGCAAGGCAUGUGUCUGAUCUGGUCAGCCAUUGAUUUAGCCACCAUCACCACCAGCUAUCAUCGUAUGGAAAGUCAGCGUUGCGUCGGGCGUCAUUAUCCUUGGGCUACACCAGCGCAGGUGCAGCUACAGCGCAAUCGCUUGGAGCAGAACGAGCGACUAUGUUGUGAGGCCAAGCGUCGCAAGCGCGAGUCCGAGCGCACAAUUGCCACCAGUUUUCCGCAGUCGGAACAGAUUAUGGCCAACUUCCAUGCACGACACGUCGCCGACGAGCCACGUACGCAUGAUAUGCUAGUGCGCGGAUAUGAUGAAGUGGAUAACGAUGCUUUGGAGACGCUGGAAACACAGGCAUUGAUGCAUAGACCGCGGCUUGCCACAGACAACGCCACCGAUGAUGACAAGUUACACAUUGUAAAGCCCAAAUUGCGGCUGCAGCCGCAGGCGAUGAGCAAACUGGAUGACAUUGAAGUGCUUGACACUGUGCCUGAGACACCAGCGCCACCCCCGCCGCCAUCUACAGCGCCAGCAGCGCUGCCAGCGCAUAUCAAUGUUGUGACACCAGAACUGCGACGCACCAUGUCAGAUAACCGCCACAGUCGUCUUGUAACGCGUCCACUCUCGCAGCUGGAGACAUUUAAGGAUAUGCUGUUGGUCAAUGCACAGCUGUACAUUAAGGAGCAUGUUCCACGUCCACCAAAAUUACUUAUGACACGCGUCGCCGAGAACGAACAGCCGACAGAGGAGCGCACGCCUUUGAUAUCGUCCACUGAGUCACCCAUGACGCCCCAGGAUGUGGUGGACUUUUACUUUCCGCGGGCUACGAAGCUUGUGAAUGGUAUCGAGCAGGACGACUUUGCAGGUCGCACUGUUGCCUUCUUUGGCUGGAUUUCCUUCAUCAUUAUGCGCAUGCUCUCGCUGGCAAUGUUCUGCGUUUUCUAUCCACGUGCCUUCUUUAUCAUUGUUGGCGUCCACUAUGCAAUAAUGUUGGCUGCAUUGGCGCUCGAGACGCGUUGCUGCUGUAGCUGGUCAAACCGUCUGUUCUAUCUGCUGCUAGCCUACAUUUACAUAUUUGUGCUGCUCGAGUUUCGGGUCUGCUUCAAACGCAUAAGUGUGUGGUACGGCUGGUAUCUAGUGCUGGUACUGACGGAGAAUAUAAGCAUGACCAGUAUUUGGUAUGCCAACGAGCAGUUCGGCUCUUGGUGGUUUGGGUUCAUCUGGGAAUGGAUUGUCUAUAGCGGCGUGCUUUUCCUGGCCACUAUGGUGGUUUACUACUGCAUACUGCGUCCCAGGCAAGUGUCGUUGAUUGUGGAGGAUGAAUCAACGUUACCCGCACCCGCAACCGAACCCGGACCGGCAGUUGCCUAGCAACGUUUCCAUUUGGUUUCCUCGCAACGUAGCAGGCGUUGUUAAUUGUCAUUCUCAUCAGCUCCAGUUCACAACAGUCUCAUCAUAACUGUAAUAA
Molecule: messenger RNA, 2505 nt
Organism: Drosophila busckii
Lineage: Eukaryota; Metazoa; Arthropoda; Insecta; Diptera; Drosophilidae
Exons: 2
Coding region: 501-2408 (635 amino acids)
Biological process (GO): engulfment of apoptotic cell; phosphatidylserine exposure on apoptotic cell surface; apoptotic process involved in development
Cellular component (GO): plasma membrane
Source: RefSeq, a predicted model, not a curated record